AUGGAGCGAACCAGCAAACUCGCCCAGCUCACCCUCGUAUCGAAAUAUUACCCCGUGGCAAACUACUCGUACCCUCGCAGCGAGGGUUACGCCCGCACUCCCUACAACAGCAGGAGAUGCUCGAAUGAGUCCGAGGAUAAGAGGACGUCGCUUGCCUUCUCACAGGCAAGUGCAAUGGCGAGUUCAUGUCCUUUUAUGCUGUCACCGCCGCUGCCAAGCCUGAUUGACGACCGCACCGACUCCGAGGCUUCGGCAGACGACGACGAUAUUCGGUAUCACGCGCAUGGGGAUGAGCUUUGGGACAGCUUUCUGGAAUCUGGACUUUACAUUCACGACAAUCUUGAGAUCAGAACCGCCACAAUGGCUUCUAUUACUGCGCCAGAGUGCGUUCCUCCUAUGGUUCCACAGAAGGACUAUCCUGCCUUGAUUGCCUCGCCUCAUCAGGUCAGGAGAAGGCCUCUGCCUCAGGAGCAACGUUCUCAGGAGUCCUCGUGGCCGCUCUCUGAUAGCCCGCCAAGAAGAAGGCCGUCGCCAAUAUAUUCAGCAUUCCCCAAGAUAGUGUCAAUACCAUCCGGCCAAUGCUCAAGACAGAGUUCGACCUCUCAACUCUCCACUGUCUGCUCAACGGACGCUCCUUGUGCUCCUAAAGACGCUCCUCCUCUCCCCCCAUGGCCUUCUGGCUCGUAUCCCCGUUCAGCAAGUCCUCAUCCAAGGGCCUUUUCUCCCGCCACCUUCAUGGUACUCCAACGCCCAAACAGCUCUCACGGCUCACGGCCAAACACUCCCCUGGACUACUACUACCCUCCUCCUCCCUCUCCUCCACCGACCGCACCGCUACCAGCUCUACCGCCACUCUCCUCACGGCCUCCUCAUCCAUCCACUCUCACACCUCGAUCCUCCAAUCUCAGCCACGUCGAGCCUACUCCUACAACCACUCAGACCCUCCGCCCCUAUAAAUCAACCACACAACUGCGCCCUCCGCCUCCCCCGGAGCCGCUCCCCAUCUCCGUCUUCGAAUACGAUACAGACUCAGACUGUGACGACGAUGACGACGAGAGCAGCUCCUCAGGAUCACCAACUCUGUCAUUUUUCCGCUUCCACAGACGGAGUCAGAGCCCAAACACAGCCGAGGGCAUCCUCGCCCGCCGUCGCGGAUCAGCUUCCAAAACCUCCGUCCAGCAAUCCUUCGUCGACGCCGCUACUGUCGCAAAGGACCGCCGGCGACGAAAGAGGACAAAUACCAUGGAGAGCCUAGGGAAGCAAUCCGAUGUGCUAAGUAGGAUGCUUGGCCGUCGGAGUCGCUAG
Molecule: messenger RNA, 1305 nt
Organism: Trichoderma harzianum CBS 226.95
Lineage: Eukaryota; Fungi; Ascomycota; Sordariomycetes; Hypocreales; Hypocreaceae
Exons: 1
Coding region: 1-1305 (434 amino acids)
Source: RefSeq, a predicted model, not a curated record